Aspergillus pseudonomiae is the source of this 453-nucleotide messenger RNA. RefSeq lists its product as uncharacterized. Lineage: Eukaryota; Fungi; Ascomycota; Eurotiomycetes; Eurotiales; Aspergillaceae. The record is from RefSeq and is a predicted model, not a curated record. Bases 1 to 453 code for a protein of 150 amino acids. The transcript has 6 exons.
AUGUUCAAAAGCAGGUGCAUUCUGACGUUAUUCCUGUUUUUAGCGACAGUGAUCUACGGUGCUGCAGCUUACCCAGGAGUCAGGAGAACUAGCACAAUUUUGAAUUCGCCGAACUUUCCUGCUCCUGCCCUUGAGGAGAGAGGUCUACCGGGAAAGCGUGGUGUAGGAAAGCCCAUCUGCGAUUUCACACGCGGCCUCGCCUACAUUGAGCCCACUGACGUGAAUAUCAAUCAUCUGCGAGACGCUAAAGAUACUUAUUGUGGUGCUGAAGCCGGCAAUUGUGCCCGUGUAUCUUACCUUAACAGCUCUUCGAUAUUCUUUUGUAACUAUAACACAAAUCGCAUAUAUACCAAAUGCGGGAAUCUCAUUGAGCCUGCGCUGGCCAUAUAUGAGGACUGCCGGCUCGCAUCUCGAUAUACUUAUGGCUAUCUUAGCGGUGCUGAGCUUCCGUAA